Molecule: messenger RNA, 2978 nt
Organism: Cricetulus griseus (Chinese hamster)
Lineage: Eukaryota; Metazoa; Chordata; Mammalia; Rodentia; Cricetidae
Source: RefSeq, a predicted model, not a curated record
GUACAACUAAUGAGAAAAAAAGAACCAGAGAGGAAAGGGGAGAACUCUGCUGCCACCAUGCAGAAAAGUAUCAGGUCAUUUUUCCAACCCAUGAAAGAGGGUAAAGCACAGAAGCCAGAGAAGGAGACAGCUAACAGCACCAAAGAGAAGGAGCCACCUCCAAAGGUGGCACUGAAGGAGAGGAAUCGAGCAGUGCCUGAGAGUGAUUCUCCAGUGUCAAGCCCUGGAAGGAAGGCAGCCCAGGUCCUAAGCAGCGAAGGGGAGGAGGAAGAUGAAGCCCCCAGCACCCCUAAAGUCCAGAAGUCUGUGUCAGACUCCAAACAAAGCUCUCCUCCCAGCCCUGACGCAUGUCCUGAGAACAGUCCUUUCCACAGUAGCCCCUCCAUGGAGAUCUCCCCAUCAGGAUUCCCGAAGCGUCGCACUGCUCGGAAGCAGCUCCCGAAACGGACAAUUGAGGACACUGUGGAGGAGCAGAAUGAGGACAAAGGCAGAGCAGCCAAGAAAAGGAAGAAGGAAGAAGAAGCACAGACUCCAAUGGAAAGCCUCACAGAGAGUGAAGAUGUAAAACCCAAGGAAGAAAAGGAGGAGGGCAAGCAUGCUGAGGCUUCCAAGUCCCCUGAGUCGGGAACCUUGACAAAGACAGAGACCAUCCCAGUGUGUAAGGCCGGCGUGAAACAGAAGCCUCAGGAAGAGGAGCAGAGCAAGCCUCCUGCCAGAGGCGCCAAGACACUCAGCAGCUUCUUCACUCCCUGGAAGCCAGCAGAGAAAGCCAUAGUGAAACAAGAAGAGCCAGGUACUCCAGGGAAGGAAGAGACCAAGGGAGCCCUGGAUCCAACAAAUUACAAUCCUUCCAAGAGAAACUACCAAGAAAUUGAAGAUGCCUGCUGGAAACAUGGCCAGAAAGUCCCUUUUCUCGCUGUGGCCCGGACCUUUGAGAAGAUUGAGGAGGUUUCUGCUAGGCUCAAGAUGGUGGAGACACUGAGCAACUUGCUGCGCUCGGUGGUGGCCCUGUCACCUCCCGACCUGCUUCCUGUUCUUUACCUCAGCCUCAACCGCCUUGGGCCACCUCAGCAGGGACUAGAGCUGGGUGUUGGUGAUGGUGUCCUCCUUAAGGCAGUUGCCCAGGCCACAGGCCGUCAGCUGGAGUCCAUCCGGGCUGAGGUAGCUGAGAAGGGUGACGUGGGACUGGUGGCCGAGAACAGCCGCAGCACUCAGAGACUCAUGCUGCCCCCUCCUCCGCUCACCACCUCCGGGGUCUUUACCAAAUUCUGUGACAUUGCCCGGCUCACUGGCAGUGCUUCCAUGGCCAAGAAGUUGGAUGUCAUCAAGGGCCUGUUUGUUGCCUGCCGUCACUCGGAAGCCCGGUUCAUUGCCAGGUCCCUAAGUGGACGCCUGCGCCUCGGGCUGGCUGAGCAGUCCGUCUUGGCUGCCCUUGCCCUGGCUGUGAGCCUCACACCCCCUGGCCAAGAAUUUCCCCCAGCUGUUGUGGAUGCUGGGAAGGGCAAGACCACAGAGGCCAGAAAGACAUGGUUGGAAGAACAAGGCAUGAUCUUGAAGCAGACCUUCUGUGAGGUACCUGACCUGGACCGAAUCAUCCCGGUGCUGCUGGAACAUGGCCUGGAACGCCUCCCAGAGCACUGCAGGCUGAGCCCAGGGGUCCCUCUUAAACCAAUGCUGGCUCAUCCCACUCGGGGUGUCAGCGAGGUACUGAAACGCUUUGAGGAGGUGGACUUUACCUGACUGUACAAAUAUGACGGGCAGCGGGCCCAGAUUCAUGUUCUGGAAGGUGGAGAGGUGAAGAUCUUCAGUAGGAACCAGGAAGACAACACAGGAAAGUACCCGGACAUCAUCAGCCGCAUCCCCAAGAUUAAACUCCCCUCGGUCACCUCCUUUAUCCUGGACACUGAGGCUGUGGCCUGGGACCGGGAAAAGAAGCAGAUCCAGCCAUUCCAAGUGCUCACCACACGCAAGCGCAAGGAGGUUGACGCCUCGGAGAUACAGGUGCAGGUGUGUCUGUAUGCCUUUGAUCUCAUCUGCCUCCAGGGAGAGUCCCUGAUUCGCCAGCCCCUGUCUCGACGUCGGCAGCUGCUCCGGGAGAACUUUGUGGAGACAGAGGGUGAGUUUGUCUUCGCCACCUCCCUGGACACCAAGGACAUCGAGCAGAUCGCUGAGUUCUUGGAGCAGUCCGUGAAGGACUCCUGUGAGGGACUGAUGGUGAAGACCCUGGAUGUUGAUGCCACCUAUGAGAUUGCCAAGAGGUCUCACAACUGGCUCAAGCUAAAGAAGGACUUUCUUGUGGGUGUGGGCGACACUCUGGACCUUGUGGUGAUUGGCGCCUACCUGGGCCGGGGGAAGCGUGCCGGCCGGUAUGGGGGCUUCCUCUUGGCUGCCUAUGAUGAGGAGAGUGAAGAGCUGCAGGCCAUAUGCAAGCUGGGAACUGGAUUCAGUGAUGAAGAGCUGGAGGAGCAUCACCAGAGCCUAAAGGCCCUAGUGUUGCCGACCCCACGCCCCUAUGUGAGGAUCGAUGGGGCAGUUGCCCCAGACCACUGGCUGGACCCAAAGGUCGUAUGGGAGGUGAAGUGUGCGGAUCUCUCCCUGUCCCCUAUCUACCCUGCUGCGCGGGGCCUGGUGGACAAAGAGAAAGGGAUCUCCCUUCGUUUCCCUCGGUUCAUUCGUGUCCGUGAAGACAAGCAGCCAGAGCAGGCCACCACCAGUGACCAGGUGGCCUGUUUGUACCGGAAGCAGAGUCAGAUACAGAACCAGCACAACUCAGACUUGGACUCCGACUUUGAGGACUGCUAUUAACCCCCUGGCCUCUUGGACCUGGGGUGGAGGUUGAGGGAACCGGGUACUGUUUGCCUGGUGGUGUUGACUGGUGUGUGUGUGGGGACAUAGGGGUUGGAGACUGGGGCUGGAGUGCUUCCUUUUCUUUAAUAAAUGACUAUUAAGUGCCUACUCUGUGAGGAGGUCCACAUUGA